UCCUCCUCCUCAAAACCCUAAAAUCCCAAAGAAAAAUCAAAGCUGGUUAUAACCUGCCGCCUGGUCCACCAAAGCUUCCCAUAAUCGGCAACAUGCAUAAUCUCAGGGGCGAGCACCCUCACCGUCGCCUCGCCGCUCUCGCCAAAACCUACGGCCCUAUCUUCCACCUCAAGCUCGGCGAGAUCGACGUCAUCGUCGUCACCUCUCCGGCCCUCGCCGCCGAAGUCACAAGAACCCAUGACCUUAACUUCGCCUCUAGACCUCAGUUCAUGGGCACCAAAGUCAUUCUCUAUGACGGUGGCGACUUAGUCUUCGCUCCUUAUGGCAAGCUCUGGGCUCAGCUUCGCAAAAUAUGCACUGUAGAAUUAUUCAGCCAGAAACGAGUCAAAAACUUUGGAUUGAUGAUGGAAGAAGAAGGUCAUAAUAUGGUGGAGAAAGUACAAAAUAUGAGUACCGUUAAUGGAUCACCGGUGAAUAUUACAAAUUUGCUUUUAUCGAUUGCAAGCACAACAGUUUCGAGGGCUGCGUUUGGGAAAGAUUGUGCUCAGCAUGAGAGGCUUUUCACGGGCGUUAAGAAAACCUUUAAAUAUUUGUCUGGCUUUGACUUAGCGGAUUUAUAUCCAUCUUUAACUUUUCUUGCUGAUAUAAAUGGAAUGAGGCGUAGGUUGGAGAGAGUGAGGAGAGAUUUAGAUGGAACUUUGAAUGAAAUAUUUGAGGAGCAUAUGGAGAGGGCAAAGAGAAGAGAUGAGGACAGUAAUUAUAUAGCUGAUCAUGAUGUGUUGGAUGAUGAGGACUUGGUUGAUGUGAUGCUGAGGUUGAAGACAAGUGGGGAGCUGGAGGACUUUAUAACUAUGGAUAACAUCAAAGGAGUUAUAUUAG
Dendrobium catenatum is the source of this 879-nucleotide messenger RNA. Its product is annotated as premnaspirodiene oxygenase. The record is from RefSeq and is a predicted model, not a curated record. Lineage: Eukaryota; Viridiplantae; Streptophyta; Magnoliopsida; Asparagales; Orchidaceae. Gene Ontology annotation, molecular function: heme binding; oxidoreductase activity, acting on paired donors, with incorporation or reduction of molecular oxygen; monooxygenase activity.